AAGAUAAGGGCAGUUGAUUCUCGUGCUGUGUGUGGGUUUGGAGAAAAGGACAUUUAGUAUACUGAUAAAUAUAUAUUUUUGUUAGUGAACAUGUCCUCAAAAGGAAUAAAUCCGUUCGAAGAUGACCUAGACGAUGACACUUUCUUGAGCAGCGGGCGUUCAAAUAAUCAUGAUCGUGAUUGGGAGAGUGAAAAUGCCUCAAACAUUCGCAGCCAGAUUGAUAGACAUGAACAUUCUAUGUUAGAAAGCACGCAACGGUCGCUUGGUGUUCUGUACCAGACGGAAGAAAUAGGCAAUGAAACUGCAGAGGAAUUGUUGCGACAAGGAGAUCAGCUUCGCCGAACAGAAAAAAAGGUUGAUAAAAUUAAUGCAGAUUUGGACACUUCACAACGAUAUGUCACAUCUUUGAAAGGCAUAUUUAGUGGCAUGCGAAAUUAUUUCCGGCCAGCAGUUAAAAAAGAUCCAGGAUGGGAAACCCAGGACGAUAAAAGUCCAAGCAAACUACAGAGGACUGUAGACAAUGCUAAUACAGCAUCAAUGGCAACUUCUUCAUCUUUUGAUCAUCCUGGUUUACGACUGCGUGAUCCUGAAGCAGCUCAGAUGUACGGCCAAAGACAGUCAUCAAGCACAAUUAACAAGGCAGUUGAUGAAAAUAUCGAUGAACUAGGACUUGGAAUUGCUCGUUUAAAAGACCUUGCUAUUGGGCUCGGAGAAGAGAUGGAUGAACAAAAUGAUGUUAUAGAGAGAUUAGAUUAUAAAGUAGAGAAAGUUAAUGUGAGGAUUGAUAAAACUACCAAAGAUAUGAAGAAAAUUCUCCGUUCAUAAUGUUAAUGUAAUUGUAAUGUCAAUGAUGUAAUAUGGAUGAUGUGUUCAUAGUGUUGUUAUGUUAUAAAGAAUAUGAUAUUUUCAUUAUUGGGUGUGCAUCUUACAGGUCACCUCCACAACUUGCUCUCUUAAAGUCAAUUUUCCUACUUUGCGCCUUGAGCACUUUCUAAGUUGAUACGUGCGCUAUAUAAAUCACAUUUAUUAUUAUUAUUAUUAUUUUAUGUGAAUGCUUUGCAAUGUAGAAAUGUUCAACUAAUGAAAAAGGGCUGUAUCCAGGAUUGCAGUUGGGGGGAGGGGUGGGGUGCGUACACACCCAUCACAACCCCCUUUAUACGGGCCUGCAUCUUUUAUUGUUCUAUUGUGAUGACAAAAUGUCUAUAUUUUCACCUGUAGGGAAAAAAAAGAUAGUGUUUGAGCUGGUCCUGGCCUGGCUGUACCAAUGUUUAAACUCAAAAUAACAAAUAGUCCUCAGAUGCCAAAUUCUCAUCCUACUUGGCAGUUGUUUUUCACGAAACUUUGGGCCUAAAAUACCAAAUCUAGAGAUGAUAGGAUCAAAGAUAAAUUAUUAUUAUUAUUAUUAUUAUUAUUGUAAUUUAUCUGAGGCAUAAAUUAAUAUAGCUCUAUAUAAUUCCCUUUUUUUCAUUUUUUUUUUUUUUUUCAAUCGGUGCCAUUUAAAGGUGUUGAGGUUUUUAAAUAUUUUUAAAAAAUAUCUUGCAUUACUAAGUAUUACAUGUUGUGUCCAUAAUGUAACUUAAACCACCUGACUUAAUCUUGGAUUUUUAGAUAUAAAAUAAAGUGCUGCCACAAGUACUAAUUGUAAACAUAAUCAUAAGGUGAAAAUAUCUGUUCUGAAGUAAAUUAAUGUUUGUAGUA
Molecule: messenger RNA, 1698 nt
Organism: Anneissia japonica
Lineage: Eukaryota; Metazoa; Echinodermata; Crinoidea; Comatulida; Comatulidae
Product: synaptosomal-associated protein 29-like
Exons: 3
Coding region: 91-825 (244 amino acids)
Biological process (GO): synaptic vesicle priming; synaptic vesicle fusion to presynaptic active zone membrane; exocytosis
Cellular component (GO): SNARE complex; plasma membrane
Molecular function (GO): syntaxin binding; SNAP receptor activity
Source: RefSeq, a predicted model, not a curated record